Molecule: messenger RNA, 475 nt
Organism: Triticum aestivum (bread wheat)
Lineage: Eukaryota; Viridiplantae; Streptophyta; Magnoliopsida; Poales; Poaceae
Product: NADP-dependent D-sorbitol-6-phosphate dehydrogenase
Exons: 2
Coding region: 84-359 (91 amino acids)
Molecular function (GO): oxidoreductase activity
Source: RefSeq, a predicted model, not a curated record
CCGAUGCACACUCGCAUUCUUCAGGAGGGUGCCGACUAGAGUGCACUGCCGUUCGUCGACUUCAUACCUCCGACUCCGACGAUAUGCCGGCGAGGGAGCAAGGGACGGCGGCGAAGGUGCUGAAGCUGAGCAACGGGCACGAGAUGCCGGCCGUGGGGCUAGGCGUCUGGCGGAUGGACGCCCCCGCCAUCCGCGGCCUCAUCCACUCCGCCAUCCGCGCCGGCUACCGCCACUUCGACUGCGCCGCUAAAUAUCAAAACGAGGCUGAAGUUGGGGAUGCACUUGCGGAGGCAUUUGAAAUUGGGCUUAUCAAGAGGGAGGACCUAUUCAUCACAACCAAGGUUAUUGUUAAUUAUUGAUUUCUUGACGCAUGAUGAGCGCUUGUUCGUAAAAUGAUAUUUCAUAUCUGUAGAUGAGGUUUUGUACAGAGAAGGACAAAAUAACAUAGGAUUUUAAGAUAUCUAUGGUUAAGCCA